Messenger RNA from Gambusia affinis (western mosquitofish), 2262 nucleotides. Its product is annotated as cytosolic phospholipase A2 gamma-like. Gene Ontology annotation, cellular component: nucleoplasm; cytosol; nuclear envelope. Gene Ontology annotation, molecular function: calcium ion binding; calcium-dependent phospholipid binding. Gene Ontology annotation, biological process: glycerophospholipid catabolic process. The record is from RefSeq and is a predicted model, not a curated record. The transcript has 13 exons. NCBI's taxonomy places the organism in Eukaryota, Metazoa, Chordata, Actinopteri, Cyprinodontiformes, Poeciliidae. Bases 28 to 1773 code for a protein of 581 amino acids.
UAUCUGCAUGCAUGUACGUGAGCCAGCAUGCAGACGCAGAGAGGAAAUACAGGUUUUUCACGCUUAGGGUUUUGUUUUUGCCUGAUCAUUUCUGGAGUUGCACUACAGGCAGUGGACAACGUGGAGGGAAAUAUGAUAGCUUCUGAGGAAACCAUCCGUCACUCCUUGUCUCUGUGUGCUGGAGAACAACAAUAUAUUGACAGGAGAAAAGAAACUGUUCGACAGGCAUUGAGCAAUCUGCAGAUCAACUGUAAUGCGGAUUUAGUCCCUCACAUCGCCCUGGUGGCUUCUGGUGGGGGUCAGAGGGCAGCUGUGAGUCUGAUAGGCUUCCUGUAUCAGCUGGAAAAGGAAGCCAUGCUGGACACUUUGCUCUACAUAGGAGGAGUUUCUGGGUCAACAUGGUCCAUGGCCUUCCUGUACAAUGACCCUCAGUGGAGCUCCAACAUGGAUGAAGCGGUGUCCAAGCUGCUGGGUCCUGGGGUGGAGCUGGAGCACGCUGUGGCCUGGUUGACUGAAAAGUCCAAGGAGGAGGAUUUCUCUCUCACUGACAUCUGGGGGGUUCUGACCUCUGCUGGCAUCAUGAAACAGAUGGAUAAACGGCGUCUUUCAGAGGAGGUCAGCAGGAACGUCACCAACCCCUACCCCGUCUACUGCGCUCUGGAGAAACACUGCUACUCACAUGGGCCGUUACAAGGUAAAUGGUUUGAGGUGAGCCCUCAUGAGGCAGGAUUCACAGAGCUGAACCUCUUUGUUGAAACGUCACUGUUGGGCAGCAAGUUUCACAACGGGGAGCUGAUGGAGAAGAAACCAGAGAUGGACAUGAUCAGACUACAGGGAAUUUUAGGCUGUGCACUGGCUCAUGAGGAAGUUAUCAGAGAUGUGAUCCCUCCCUGGCUUAAUGUGCCCACAGAUGAUGUAACCAUGGAAUACCUGCGUGUGUACAACGUGCUCAGAAACCUGAUAACUCUCGUUUCAAGCACCAUUCAGGAUCCUACUGCCCUGUCUGAGCUCGACAAGUUGCAGAAAAUCCUACAUGACAAGGUGCAUCAUAAUGAGUCAGUUCUGCUGGAGUCGCUGAGUCCAGAAGAAAGAAAAACUCUGUUCCAACAGUGGAGUGUUGGACUGGUGGGGGCAGUGGACACCUGGGGCCAGGGUUUGGAGGAUGGAGCUUUCAAAACAUCAGUUUCUUUCCUUACAAAGCAAGUCCUUCCUCUUAUUUUGAAGUGGGAGUGGGGAACAACCAGCAACUUCCUCUAUCAGUUCCAGAAUAAUUCAGUUCCUGAUUGUCUCCAGACUAAAGAAGAAUUUCACCUGAUCGAUGCAGGGCUGCUGAUCAACAUGGCCUACCCGUCAUUCCUAGGAGAGAAGAGAGACAUCGACCUCAUCAUUGCACCAGAGUCUAGUGCUGGAAUUAUGUUUGAGACUCUGAUUCUUGCCAGGGACUAUGCAGCUGAAGUGAAUAAACCCUUCCCACAGAUAGAUGAUAAAAUCCUGGAGGAGAGCGACUGGCCGAAGGACUGCUACGUGUUUGAGGGAAAAGAAAAGGAGCCGACCAUCAUCUACAUGCCGCUUUUCAACCAGCAAAACUGCAAAGAUGCAGAGGAGGUCAGAGCAAAGAUGAAGGAGUUCUCCACUUUCCGGCUGCCCUUCAAUCAGGAGAAGAUUAACUUCCUUUUGGAGACGGCCAAAACUAACAUGAAGAACAACAGGGAGAUUGUGCUGAGAGAGAUGAGGAAAGCUGCUCUUUGUCGAAUGAGGAAGAUGAGCGUAUGAGUCUGUGGGAAGGUGCAGGGUAGCAAAAUGAGUCAGACAGAGAGAUAAAAGGAUUCAAGAUUCUCUCUCAGCUUAUAAAUGUAUAAUCUGAAAACUCACUGUGUCGUCCAAAUAGGUGAUGGGGAAAAAAAUCUGAAUAACAGCAGUUAAGGAUCUGAAUGUAUAAUACUAAGAAAUGUCUUCACAUUGCAUUUUUAUGACAUGUUUUCUUUGAUUUUUGUUGGUUUGGAGAAAUGUUAUAUAAAGGAUUUCACACUGAUGUUAGAAUGCAUGAUUCACCUUAUUAUGAUUAUGAGCAGUACGGUUUUGUAACCAAUAACAUUUAUAAUGUGAGUUAUUACAUUAUUAGCCUAAUAUAAAAGUAUGUAAAAAAAAAAAAAAAAAAAACCCACUGCAUUUCUUGGGAAUAAAAUUUACUAGCUCAAAAACUGAUGUCAUGUUAAAAACUUUCCUUGUUGCUGGCAAAUUGUAGUGUUUGUCUUUAUUACA